AUGCAGCAAACAAGCCUCACCACGUUGUUCCUCGAUUCAACAACUGUUGUUGGGCUGCACUCGUCGUCAUUGGAAGGACAAACAGGUUUUUCUGUUUAUAAUGGUGAUCGUAAUGAUCAAGACAGGACAGAAUAUCUGAACAAUAUUGUUGCUUGCAAUGAAUAUUUUAUGAAAUUAAAGGAAAAGAUGAUGAAAUCUAAAAUACGAAAGACAAAAUCAUUUUCAAUGAGUUUGAAUUGUCACAAUGUAAUUUUAGUGUCGGACACGCUUAAUGAUAGAAUUAAAGUUUUUAACGCAACAACCAAACAAUUUGUAACAAGUAUUCAUGCACCAUCAACAAAGCCAUGGUUUUUGUGUGUACAGGAAAAAUAUAAUGGUUCUGAUUAUGAUGCUCUGAUAUUUGACUGUACAGGAGACAAACGUGCGUACAAGUAUGACUUGCAUGGCUUAUUAUUGUACUACACAAAUUUAGGGGACAAUAGUCAGAAUCAUGAUCAACAAGAAUAUCCGUUCAUUUGGAAAUCUACUGAAUUUCUUUCUCCACAAGGAAUUGCAAUUUUUGACUCUAAAAAGGAAGUGUAUAUUUGUGACAAAUUUGAAAGCAUAAGCGUGUUAGACGCGGCUACAGGAUUAUUGAAACACAAAAUUAAUCUUGGUGUUGGAUUGAGUGGCAUUUUCUUUACCAACGAUGAACACCUCUUGUUGACGGAAUGGAUUUUUUUCAACACGAAACAUGGGUUUUCCAUGUAUUCCAUUUCACCACCAGAGAGAUGUUCAUCGAACGGCCAACCCAGCAAUCACACAGAAGAUUGGGAACCAGUUUUUGAAUUGAAACAAACAGGAACCAUGAGUGGAGAGUUUUCUUACCCUUCAACCAUUAUUUUCGACAAUACCUCGAAACACAUCAUUUUGGGGGACUUUGGAAAUAAUAGAAUUCAAUUUUUUGAUAUCGAUGGCAACUUUGUAACUUCCUUUGGUGAAAUGGGAGGCUCUGCUUCACAGUUACAUCACCCAGAAGGAAUGUGUCUUAAUGAAGAAACUGGUGAAUUGCUUGUUGUGGAUCAGUACAAUCACAGAAUUCAAAUUUAUCGAUAA
This is a messenger RNA of Naegleria lovaniensis, 1095 nucleotides long. RefSeq lists its product as uncharacterized. The coding region runs from base 1 to 1095 and encodes 364 amino acids. The transcript is spliced from 2 exons. The record is from RefSeq and is a predicted model, not a curated record. NCBI's taxonomy places the organism in Eukaryota, Heterolobosea, Eutetramitea, Acrasida, Naegleriidae. Gene Ontology annotation, biological process: protein polyubiquitination; proteasome-mediated ubiquitin-dependent protein catabolic process; negative regulation of translation. Gene Ontology annotation, molecular function: protein binding; ubiquitin protein ligase activity; translation repressor activity.